Penicillium odoratum is the source of this 435-nucleotide messenger RNA. RefSeq lists its product as uncharacterized. Bases 1 to 435 code for a protein of 144 amino acids. The transcript has 2 exons. Lineage: Eukaryota; Fungi; Ascomycota; Eurotiomycetes; Eurotiales; Aspergillaceae. The record is from RefSeq and is a predicted model, not a curated record.
AUGCUCACUGCUGAAGGUUUUGGGGGUGGAGACCUCAUAAUCGGGAAUUACCCAUGGGACCCUCUGGCGGCAACACCAACGAAAAUUUAUUCCGGCUUUGCUGUCACCAGUGAUGCCAGUAAUGCCAUAUAUGAUGAAGGCUUCCCGGACGAUCAUUCGCUUUGCUAUAAAACUGGUGACGGCCGCGAGUCUACUAUCGAGGGUGACUGCUGGAGUACCCCACGCAAGUUCAAGUGGAAGUCCGACUUUGCCGGCCGCCCUGAUACCUGGGAAGUCAAGGAUGGUGACCUUGGUACUGGCCAGGGACAAACCGAUACUACCUUUAUUGGUAUCGCUAUUGGUGAAGAUGCUAGCUGUGUUGUGAGGUUCGAUCCUGAAAGUGAUGGAUUCCCUGUUGAUGAUGAUAACGGCCCUUGUCAUGUUACCUCAGGUUGA